AGAGUCACAAUGGGCUAGUUCAGGAGCCUCCUGUUUUUUGACAGGUGAGAUGAGUAGAGUUCACGAAAACCGAAAGGUUUACCAAUCUAUUACAGUUCAUGGGCAAUAAGGGAAGCUUUCAGGCUUUCCUUUUUCUAUUUAAGCAUGAAGAUAAGCAGACCCUUUUGAUUCUAAUCUACAAUGUCGAAUCUGAAGAGGAGAGUAGGCGAAGCAGCUUGCUAGCCAGCCAUCGACCCAAGCAAGCUAGCUAACAUACGGAGUAUUUGUAGUCUUGGGACGACAGCCAUCGCCGGUGUACUCUUGCCAGCUAGUCUUGGGAUGCUGCUAAGCUUGGGGCUUCCUGCAUGAUGUGUUACUGUGGUGACAACGGAGAACACCCAUCCCCCUCUCCCUCCCCCUGGGCCGCCGCACCUCCCACCCCACCCUCCCCCUAAAGCAGUCCUGACCUCACCAAGAUGCCGGACAGAAAGCAGCCGCCUAUCUAUAACGACGACAGUGUGGGGACCUUCUAGUACAAGUUGCCGUUCUGCGAGACCAUGGAGCUGUUCAUCGAAACUUUGACGGGGACCUGCUUUGAGCUGCGUGUCUCGCCCAUCGAGACAGUCAUCUCUGUCAAGGCCAAGAUCCAGAGGCUGGAAGGUACGGUAUCCCUGUUGCCCAGCAACACCUGAUCUGGAACAACUUGGAGCUGGAGGAUGAGUACUGUCUGCAUGAUUACAGUAUUGCUGAGGGCUGUACUCUGAAGCUGGUGCUAGCCAUGAGAGGAGGACCAAUCAACACCAGGAGAGUGCCUGUUGAGGACCCAGUGAAGGAUAUGGUGGAGGUAAUGGAGGGAGGCAGGGAGGAGGGCUGGGAUAAGAGUCUGCCUGGCAGCAAGCAGGUCACUUUUCUGGUGUACCGAGAGGGAGACCAGCUCAGCUUCUUCCGGGUCGUCGACCGAGAGGACGGAACUCUGACCCCUGUCUCAGAAUCACUCAGUGGUGGCUCAGUGUUCAACAUGUACACAGAGGACGACGACGAGACGGGGGGCUUGGCUCUGGGACAGCCAUCCCUGGAGAACUCUAUCACCAUGAACAAGAUGAAGCUGCUCAAAGCCAAGAUGGAGGACAUGAACAUCAACAAGAAGCCUAAGAGGUCUGCCAAGUUGAAACCUCUGUCACCUGUCAGUGCCCGGCCCUGCAGCAACUUUCUGGGGCUCCCCAGACACCACCGCCUCUUCCGUGUCCUGCCCCACAUCAACCAAUCCCACCACUCCACCUCAUACUUACCUCCAAUCAGGGACCAGGGAUCCGCAAAUCCCUCUACUCCCGUUGCUACUACCUCCGCCACCCACCUGUCAAUCAGCGGCCAGGCGCCGCCCUAUUUCUCUUCCUCGUCCUGUUACAUGCUUCAGGAAGAGGAGCCAUGGGAGACUAGCCCCAAGUCGAUCCGGCCCCCUCCUAAAGUGUCCCGGUUGGACAUCGGCAGCACCAGGCUCAUGAGGGACUGUGUGUAUCCGCAGCUCCCCGCACUCCCCAGCAGGGGGCAGGCUGAGGAGACAGUGGAGCUGCCUGACUCCAGAGGAGAGGGGCUGGAGUUGCUGGAGGAGGUUGCAAGCCUGCUGGAGCCCACACCGCCUGGAGCUCUGUACGGAAACCUGCUCACAGACCCCCUCAUCCUGGACAUCUCUACCCAGCCAGAGGAGGGUUUGGGUGGGUUGGAUGGGCUAGGAGCCCUGGGGUUUGGAGCAGAGCACCAGCUCUCCUCCACCCCCUCUCUCCUCUCCCAAGCUGAGGGGAUGAACUCUUUAAACAACUGGGCUAUGGGUGGUUCUGAUAGGUUAGCCUGCAAAGGUCAGAGGACACAGUUACUAGGCAACACCCAUGAUCAUUUACCCGACUCUCCUUCCCCCUCUAGUAGAUGGAAACUACCACAACCCUUUGAAUUCACAGGCUCAGUAACGCCAACCCUACACUCCAAUCCCCCCUCCUCCCGCCCCACCACUCUCUUCUCCCCUGCUCCACCUCUCCCCUCCUCUCUUCCACAUGGCUCUCAUCUGCGAGGCAUCAAGAUGGACUCCCCAGGCAAGCGGCCAGAGAUGAUGAGUAAAAGUGAGGCACGGGGCAUCACCAAGCUGGCCAACCAGGCCUGUAUGAACCCUCUCGAGUCCCUCAGCAACACAGAGCUCCUGGCCUCCCUGUCCUCUUCCUCCAGGACCCCAGUCAGCAGCAGCAGGGAAGGCCUGGGACAGAGCCUGGGAUUUGGGUUGGAGCUGCCCGCUGUUGGGGCCUCCAGGCUGGGCAUGCUAGGCUCUACGGCCCCCUCCCUACAAGCCAACAUCCAGCUGCUCCAGGAGGACCUUAUCCGACGGAUGUCCCCACUACACAGAGCGACCGCCUCUUACAUGGCACCCAACAGCCUGGGAUCAGCUGGAGGCUCCAGUUCAAUAAGGAGACCAGGCCCCCCUGCAUAUCACCUGCCUUCAGUCAAGGUUCCACUGGCAAAGAAGAAGAAGAAAUCUAAACACUGCUUCCUCUGUGCCAAGAAGACUGGUCUGGCCACCAGCUACGAGUGCAGGUGUGGUAACAACUUCUGCGCCACCCACCGCUAUGCAGAGACCCAUGACUGCACGUACAACUACAAGAGCGCCGGACGCCGCUUCCUCCAGGAAACCAACCCCAUCGUCAACGCUCCCAAGCUGCCCAAGAUCUGAGCCCCUCCCCAUGUCCCCCUUCUAUCCCUGCACUCCUCUUUCCUCUUUGGGAUGAAGAGAGAGAAAAUAACAGAUGUACCUGAAUGAUUUAAAAACAAAAAGAAAGAACAUGAUCACCACUGUGUGCUUUUAAAUUGACUUAACGACUUCAAACGCCAAGUGUGAACAAAACGGAGAACACAGAAUAUUAGCAAAUUAACUUUAGUAGCUAGCUGUUUCCUUCGCUCUGGACAAUGUGAAUGAACUGUUCAUCUGCUUUUCCUCAUACAGUAACCUUGAUUGUUUUCCAGAGCAGGAAAGUAUUGCAUGUACAUUUUGUAGUUUUUAAAGCAGAAUGUCUAUUUCAUGUUUUAACAGAAGUGCAUGACUCCAAGCGUAUAAUGUUAUAUCUUUAUAUUUUUUUGCUUUAUCAGAUUGUUUCUAAACAUAGGACUGCAGAUCAGUCUUUGAGAGAUGCACUUUAGAAUUAUCCUAUUUAUAUACCAAUAUUUGACUUUGACAUUUUUUCGAGGGAAGGCUGCUGUUUUUCUUUUUUUAAUGAAGUGUUUUUGUUGUCUUACUGUAUCAUAAUGUUUUUAUAUCCAGUACCCAUCUCUCCUGUCCCCUGCUUCUAUGGGCACAUACAGUACCAGUCAAAAGGUUGGACACACCUACUCAUUCAAGGGUUUUUCUUUAUUUUUACUAUUUUCUUCAUUGUAGAAUAAUAGUGAAGACAUCAAAACUAUGAAGUAUCACAUAUGGAAUCAUGUAGUAACCAAAAAAGUAUUGAACAAAUCAAACUAUAUUUUAGAUUCUUCAAAUAGCCCCCCUUUCCCUUGAUGGCAGCUUUGCAUUCUCUCAACCAGCUACACCUGGAUUGCUUUUCCAACAGCCUUGAAGGAGUUCCCACAUAUGCUGAGCAUUUGUUGACUGCUUUUCCUUCACUCUGCAGUCCAACUCAUCCCAAAUCAUCUCAAUUGGGUUGUGGUUGGGUGAAUGCUGUGGUUGCCAUGUUGGUUAAGUAUGCCUUGAAUUCUCAAUAAAUCACUGACACGGUCUCCAGCAAUGCACCACCACACCAACUCCUCCAUGCUUCAUGGAGGGAACCACACAUGCAUCCGUUCACCUACUCUGCGUCUCACAAAGACACAGCGGUUGGAACCAAAAUCUCCAAUUUGGACUCAAUGGACAGAUCAAAUGUCCAUUGCUCGUGUUUCUUGGCCCAAGCCAGUCUUGUUUUUAUUUGUCUCCUUUUAGUAGUGUUUUAUUGGCAGCAAUUUGACCAUGAAGGCCUGAUUCACGCAGCCUCCUCUGAACAGUUGAUGUUGAGAUGUGUCUGUUACUUAAACUCUGAAGCAUUUAUUUGGGCUGUAAUUUCUGAGACUGGUAAUGCUAAUAAUGAACUUAUCCUCUGCAGCAGAGGGAACUCUGGGUCUUCCAUUCCUGUGGCAAUCCUCGAGAGCCAGUUUCAUCAUAUCGCUUGAUGGUUUUUGCGACUGCACUUGAAGAAACUUUAAAAGUUCUUGACAUUUUCAGGAUUGACUGACAAUGUCGUUUAUCUUUUCAUAUGACUAUGGCAAUAACAGCUGAAAUAUGGUAACAGUCCAUACUAUCUUCUGUAUACCAACCCUACCUUGUCAGAACACAACUGAUUAAAGAAUUAAAGAAGAUAAGAAGGAAAGAAAUUCCACAAAAUAACUUUUAACAAGGCACACCUGUUAAUUGAAAUGCAUUCCAGGUGACUACCUCAUGAAGCUAGUUGAGAGAAUGCCAAAAGUGUGCAAAGCUGUCAUCAAGGCAAAGUGUGGCUACGUAAAAUAUAUUUUGAUUUGUUUAACUUUGGUCUUGACGUGCCGCUAGUGCCCCCCUCGACAACAUCCGGUGAAAUUGCAGAGCGCGAAAUUCAAAAUACAAAAAUAGUAAUAUUAAACAUUCAUGAAAAUACAAGUGUCAUACAUCAUUUAAAAGCUUAACUACUUGUUAAUCCAGCCGCUUUGUCAGAUUUCAAAAAGGGUUUACGGCAAAAGCAUACCAUGCGAUUAUCUGAGAACAUCACCCCACAUACAAAAGCAUUAAAAACAUUUUCCAAACCAGCGUCACAAAAGUCAGAAAUAGUGUUUACUUACCUUUUGAAGAUCUUCCUCUGUUUGCAAUCCCAAGUGUCCCAGCUACACAACAAAUGGUCGUUUUGUUCGAUAAAGUCCUUUUUAUAUCCCAAAAAGGGCAGUUUAGUUGGCUUGUUUGAGUAAUCCACCUGUUCCACUCGUUCAAAAUGCAUACAAAGGAAUCGCAAAGGUUACCAAUAAACUUAGUCUAAAGUCAAACAACGUUUCUAAUAAAUCCGCAGGUACCCUAAUAUAUAAAUAAACGAUACAAUUUAAGAAUGAGAAUAGUGUGUUCAAUACCGGAGAUAAAUAACGAAGUGCGUGCCCUGUCUGUUACACUCACUGACCUUAUUUGAACAGUUUUAGAAACUUCAGAGUUUUCUAUCCAACACUUUUUUUGGUUACUACAUGAUUCCAUAUGUGUUGAUUGAGAGUUUUGAUGUCUAUGCUAUUAUUCUACAAUGUAGAAAAUUGUAAAACAUUAAGAAAAACCCUUGAAUGAGUAGGUGUGUGAACUUGUGACUGGAACUGUACAUACUGGCAUCACCUUUACAACACGUAUUUUACUAAAGGGUAUAACACUUCCCGUUGAUGAGAAACUACACUGAACAAAAAUAUAAACGCAACAUGUAAAGUGUUGGUCCCAUGUUUCAUGAGCUGAAAUAAAAGAUCCCAGAAAUGUUUCA
This is a messenger RNA of Oncorhynchus kisutch (coho salmon), 5462 nucleotides long. RefSeq names its product AN1-type zinc finger protein 4-like. Gene Ontology annotation, molecular function: protein binding; zinc ion binding. The record is from RefSeq and is a predicted model, not a curated record. The transcript has 11 exons. The coding region runs from base 758 to 2692 and encodes 644 amino acids. NCBI's taxonomy places the organism in Eukaryota, Metazoa, Chordata, Actinopteri, Salmoniformes, Salmonidae.